CUUUACUUCGACGUGGCUUCCCCAAUCCACGACAUCGAGUACAGACGGAACUCGUCAUACAGUGUCCAACAGAUACCCCUGUGUAACGCCAAUCUUGACAAGCCAGCUGCAGACAAAGAAUUGACCAAUAUGACCAUCAACUUUCAGCGCAAUCCCUUGCAAUGGAAUAUCAACGUAAAGCGUGAUGAAGGCAUUCGCGUUCGUGAUGUUUUCGAGGCGAUCUAUUCAGCUUUUGACAUACCGCUUACACCUCACGAGAAGAGCUUGAUCCCGCCCCGCCUCCGUGUGGGGUGCGAGGAGGCAUUUAGGCUUCGCUGCAACCUUGCGCCGGUGCUUCCGAUCGUGCAGAAAAGCCAAGGCUGGAAGCGUGUAGACGCACUUCUGCAUGAAACCCUCUUCCGCGGCCUGACUCAGUCAAAGUCGGGAGGAGAUUGGACAUUGAAUCUC
Molecule: messenger RNA, 447 nt
Organism: Suillus subaureus
Lineage: Eukaryota; Fungi; Basidiomycota; Agaricomycetes; Boletales; Suillaceae
Exons: 1
Source: RefSeq, a predicted model, not a curated record